AUGAUUCUUCAUGUUCUCACCACGUCCCUGAUCCAUGCACAACUUUUACUUCGAGCCGCUCUCCAAGCAGGCUUUCGUGAGUCUGGCGCUAUCAACGUCACAUCACAGAGCGAUUUGUCCGCCACCCCCAUUGUCGCCAUCCGCUCCAUGGGACUUGGCUUCGAAUCACUCAUCGGCUAUCAACCAGCAUCCUCUAGCCUGAAACAUCCACUUGUAUCAGCAACUUACCUCCAGACACUGAUGAAUAUCGCAAAUGAGCGUUUUGAAGAAAACGCGAAGCGCAUUGCUAGGUUUCGCAGCGCCUUUGGGGAAAUUGUUCUGGAGCCGAGGGGGGUGAAGCUGAAUCCUGAGGGAUUGGAGUGGGAGGAUGCUGCUACAAGGAAAGAAAGGAUGAAGGCCGAAGGGUUGAGAAGGAAGGUGGCGAUGACGGCUGAAGCCAAGCAGAAGCCUGGAGUGGAGGAAUCAGAGUUGGACUUGUGCGAUACUUGUUUGCGAUGCUAG
Messenger RNA from Ustilaginoidea virens, 501 nucleotides. RefSeq lists its product as uncharacterized. Lineage: Eukaryota; Fungi; Ascomycota; Sordariomycetes; Hypocreales; Clavicipitaceae. The transcript has 2 exons. Bases 1 to 501 code for a protein of 166 amino acids. The record is from RefSeq and is a predicted model, not a curated record.